GGAAAGUGACUCAAUUCAUGCAGUGUAUUAGAGCAUGUCCGUCAUUAUUUCUGCUGACCUGGUAAUUAUGCAUUGGAUCCGUUUAUAAUGAAACAAAUGGUCUGAUGGAUCGGUUUUGCUUUGUUUCUAAUACAUUCACACAACCGUAAAUUACUCAAGGGUUUUGGGACAACUUGUGGAUUAUAUUCAUGUAUUCUUUUGAAGCCAAGUACUUGGAUAUGGUUUUUGUGUCAUCAUUGGGGUCAGAAUCCAUAGUGCCACUAUAACCACAGGCGGGUACAUUUUCUGAGGACCGUUCAAGAACUCCGCAUACUUACACAUUUUUUUCUUCUGCUGAACAUCCAUCAGAAGAAGCUGCAUCUCUCCCUUUUAUUUGACAUAAUAUUUUGGGGUUUAAUAAAAACUCGAAGAAAAGUCACGCGGCAUUAUACCAGCUAGUUAUUAAACUUGACAAGGAUGAUGAUGGCUCACCCUCGCCCCCUGUUGGUGAUAUUGCUGCAGCUGCUCCUCUCCUGCUUGCCCGCCCUCGGAUACUCCUCCAACAGAUUCUUCUACCAAGACAUUCUCAACGGAAACAGCAAUGGAGAGAUCCACUUUAACGGUGUAAAGCUCCAUGUGGACUCCUCCCAGCCCUCUGUGUUCGCUUUGCGGGGGAGUAACGCAACCCUAUCCUGCCGAUACUGGUACGAGCCAGAAUUGAGCUCCCCCAGGAGGGUGCGGGUGAAGUGGUCCUGGCUGCCCAUUGUGGGGGGCCAUGAGACAGACGUUCUAGUGGCCAUCGGGCCCCGCAUUCACAGCUUUGGGGAUUUCAGGGACCGGGUGCAUCUCAGACAGGACUCACCAGGAGAUGCUUCGCUGGUCAUGACUGAACUCCAGCUCAAUGACACGGGUCGUUACCGCUGUGAGGUCAUCGACGGGCUGGAGGACAAGAGCGCCACUGUUAACCUCGAGCUACGAGGUGUGGUGUUUCCCUACCAGCCUCCUCACGGGCGCUACAAUCUGACCUACCAUGAUGCUCAGCAAGUCUGCCAGGAGCAGGACUCCACUCUGGCCACCUUCGAGCAGUUGUUCCAGGCCUGGGAGGAGGGGCUGGACUGGUGCAACGCAGGUUGGCUGGCUGACGGGACAGUGCAGUACCCAAUCACCAAGUCCCGGAGCCCCUGUGGGGGGCUGGACCUCGCCCCCGGGGUUAGGAGCUACGGUAGACGCCACCGCCACCUCCACCGCUACGACGCCUUCUGUUUCUCCUCCUCUCUCCGAGGUAAGGUCUACUACCUCCAGCUCCCCCAGAAGGUCAACCUCACUGAGGCCCAGCAGGCGUGCUUCAACGACGGGGCCCAGAUUGCCAAGGUGGGCCAGCUCUACGCCGCCUGGAAGAUCAUGGGCCUGGACCGCUGUGAUGCCGGAUGGCUUGCUGACGGGAGCCUGCGCUACCCCAUCAACAACCCCCGCCGCAACUGUGGCCCCAUGGAACCAGGGGUGCGCAGCUUUGGGUUUGCCCCACCGCACCACAAGCAUGGAGUGUACUGCUACAGUGCAGUUGUGGUGUUUCCCUACCAGCCUCCUCACGGGCGCUACAAUCUGACCUACCAUGAUGCUCAGCAAGUCUGCCAGGAGCAGGACUCCACUCUGGCCUCCUUCGAGCAGUUGUUCCAGGCCUGGGAGGAGGGUCUGAACUGGUGCAACGCAGGCUGGCUGGCUGACGGGACAGUGCAGUACCCCAUCACCAAGCCCCGAAGGCCCUGUGGGGGGCUCGGCCUCUCCCCCGGGGUUAGGAGUUACGAGGUGAGAGAUAGAAAGAUCAACACUGUGUAACUGGAUGUGUUUUGCUCCUCCUCCCCCUCCGAGGGUAAGGUCUACUACCUCCAGCUCCCCCAGAAGGUCAACCUCACUGAGGCCCAGCAGGCGUGCUUCAACGACGGGGCCCAGAUAGCCAAGGUGGGCCAGCUCUAUGUCGCCUGGAGAUUCAUGGGCCUGAACCACUGUGAUGCCGGAUGGCUCGCCGAUGGGAGCCUGCGCUACCCCAUCACCAAACCCAGCCGCAACUGUGGCCCCCUGGAACCAGGGGUGCGCAGCUUUGGGUUCCCCCCUCCAUACCAGAAGCAUGGGGUGUACUGCUACAGUGCAGGUAUGCAGUAAAUCUGAUAGAUGUGAUACAUCUACAUAUCACCAAUCUCACAUCUCUUCUAGUAUGGUAACAGAUCACAAUCCAGAAAUGAAGAGGUGUAUCUCAUGAAUAGAAAUUCUAGAAUUACUAUAUUAGGAUGCGAAGGUUGCGUUAUCGCGUGAAGUUGUGAGAAUUUCUACUGUAGCUGGGGCCUGCUAUUAACAACUGGGAGAAUGAUCUGUCUGUACUUAGGGGCUGUACAUGUUUACUAUGGUCCUCCUUGUGAGCAGCCACCCUUGUUAUUUACACCAGCAGGUUAGCAGCACCAUGGUGAACAUGCAUUGCUCACGCAGGAUCAAACACUCACUGCAUCUAGCCUGUGGUCAACGAGAUCAGGAACAUUUGUCGUAGUCCACCAUUCAAGGACUUGAGAUUUCCUUGCUCUGUUUUUUUGGCUGUAUUUGAUAGGGACAGAUAUAAUCUAGAGAUUGAAUGAACAACAGUCAGAUGCAAUGCACCAUCAUACCUGAGCUAAUUUCCAGUGGUUGUCCUCAGAUUAUCAUUGAAGUACACUAGUUAGUAUUAAAACAUCUACACAGUUGUUCUGAUGUCAUGAGCCAGAUCUUUACAGUAUGCAUAUCUAUGACUGUUGAUAGAUGUGUUAUAUUGUAAUAUAAUGUAUGAAUACUAUACCUACACAACUGUAGUACAUUAUGGACCCACCUUCAUCUUGUUGUAGCCUAUAAUGUGAUCCCUCACUAUGUGUGAAUGAGCCUGUAGUUAAACCCGGACCUCAGCUUCAACUGUAAUAUUAUGCGUAUUGUUAGUUCAACUUCCUGUAUUGUAUGCAUUUACUGUUCUCUCUUUGUAAACAUUUUCCUGUACGACAUAGGAGCUGAUCUCAGCUGAUAUUUUUGUUAAAUAAAUUGUCUACCUUUUAAGAGG
Messenger RNA from Oncorhynchus nerka (sockeye salmon), 3052 nucleotides. Its product is annotated as hyaluronan and proteoglycan link protein 3-like. Gene Ontology annotation, cellular component: synapse; perineuronal net. Gene Ontology annotation, biological process: cell adhesion; glial cell differentiation; central nervous system development. The record is from RefSeq and is a predicted model, not a curated record. Gene Ontology annotation, molecular function: hyaluronic acid binding. NCBI's taxonomy places the organism in Eukaryota, Metazoa, Chordata, Actinopteri, Salmoniformes, Salmonidae. The transcript has 10 exons.